Molecule: messenger RNA, 3283 nt
Organism: Leopardus geoffroyi (Geoffroy's cat)
Lineage: Eukaryota; Metazoa; Chordata; Mammalia; Carnivora; Felidae
Gene: OTUD7A
Product: OTU deubiquitinase 7A
Exons: 14
Coding region: 428-3235 (935 amino acids)
Biological process (GO): protein K63-linked deubiquitination; protein K11-linked deubiquitination; protein deubiquitination involved in ubiquitin-dependent protein catabolic process
Cellular component (GO): nucleus; cytoplasm
Molecular function (GO): cysteine-type deubiquitinase activity; DNA binding; zinc ion binding
Source: RefSeq, a predicted model, not a curated record
GGCGCGAGGGGCGGAGCGGAGCGCAGGAGAAGGCGGGGGAGGAGAGGCCCCCGGGACCGCGAGCGGCAGCUGGGGAGGGGGCCGCGGAGCCGGAGAGCGAGCAAAACAGCUGAUCUGAUUUUCCCUUAAAGCGAGAGAAAAUGGAAGUCGGGUAGCGGCGACUGCGGCGCUGCAGGCUGGCGGAGCGGAGCGGCGCGGCAGAGCCCUCAGGGGUUGUGGUCCCACACCAUCUACUGGGGCAACAAUGGGCCAUUUCCAGCAGGGACGGUGCAGCAUUGCCCUGACUGCCUGAUUGCCACACACCCCCAGAGAAUCACACUAUCUGAAAAGUGGAAGUGACAAAAGAGGAGCUCCACCAGCCAAGGCUCCAGUACGUGGAGAGAAGGAAGAAGGCAAUCUCCUAAUUGGUACCAUAUACAUCAGAUGGAUGGUUUCUAGCCUGCUUCCAAACCCCACCUCGGCUGAGUGUUGGGCAGCCCUUCUACAUGAUCCUAUGACUCUUGAUAUGGACGCAGUCCUGUCAGACUUUGUUCGGUCCACGGGGGCAGAACCUGGUCUGGCCAGAGACCUGCUGGAAGGCAAAAACUGGGACCUGACAGCCGCUCUGAGUGACUAUGAGCAGCUCCGACAGGUGCACACAGCCAACCUGCCACAUGUGUUCAACGAGGGCAGGUGUCCCAAGCAGCCAGAGCGAGAGCCACCGCAGCCCGGGCACAAGGUGGAACGGCCCUGCCUUCAGAGGCAGGACGACAUCGCCCAAGAAAAGCGACUUUCUCGGGGAAUUUCCCACGCCAGCUCGGCUAUCGUCUCCCUGGCCAGGUCCCACGUGGCCAGUGAGUGCAACAAUGAGCAGUUCCCCCUGGAGAUGCCCAUCUACACAUUCCAGUUGCCGGAUCUGAGCGUGUACAGUGAAGACUUCAGGAGUUUCAUCGAACGGGACUUGAUCGAGCAGGCGACCAUGGUGGCUUUGGAGCAGGCAGGUCGUCUGAACUGGUGGUCCACUGUGUGCACGAGCUGUAAACGGCUUCUUCCUUUGGCCACUACAGGAGAUGGGAACUGCCUUUUACACGCCGCCUCUCUGGGAAUGUGGGGGUUUCACGACCGGGACCUGGUUUUGCGGAAAGCUCUCUACACCAUGAUGAGGACAGGGGCUGAAAGGGAAGCCCUAAAGCGAAGGUGGAGGUGGCAGCAGACACAGCAGAACAAGGAGUCAGGGCUGGUGUACACCGAGGAGGAAUGGGAGCGGGAGUGGACUGAGCUACUGAAAUUGGCAUCCAGCGAGCCACGCACGCACUUCAGCAAGAACGGUGGCACAGGCGGGGGUGUGGACAACUCUGAGGACCCCGUGUAUGAGAGUCUAGAGGAGUUCCAUGUGUUUGUCCUCGCCCACAUAUUAAGAAGACCAAUAGUUGUCGUAGCAGAUACGAUGUUGAGGGACUCAGGUGGAGAAGCAUUUGCUCCAAUCCCAUUUGGAGGGAUUUACCUGCCUUUGGAGGUGCCUCCCAACAGGUGCCAUUGCUCACCUCUGGUUCUUGCCUAUGAUCAAGCGCAUUUCUCUGCCCUGGUGUCCAUGGAGCAGAGAGAUCAGCAAAGAGAACAAGCCGUGAUCCCUCUGACGGAUUCGGAGCACAAGCUGCUGCCUCUGCACUUUGCAGUGGACCCCGGGAAGGACUGGGAGUGGGGCAAAGACGACAACGAUAACGCCCGGCUGGCCCACCUGAUCCUGUCGCUAGAAGCCAAGCUGAACCUUCUGCACAGCUACAUGAACGUGACGUGGAUCCGGAUCCCCUCGGAGACCCGGGCCCCUCUGGCACAGCCGGAAUCCCCAACAGCCUCUGUGGGGGAGGACGUGCAGUCCCUGGCCGACUCCCUGGACUCGGACCGCGACUCGGUGUGCAGCAAUUCCAACAGCAAUAAUGGCAAGAAUGGCAAAGACAAAGAGAAAGAGAAGCAACGCAAGGAAAAGGACAAGACCCGCGCGGACUCCGUGGCCAACAAGCUGGGCAGCUUCAGCAAGACGCUGGGCAUCAAGCUGAAGAAAAACAUGGGUGGCCUGGGAGGUCUUGUGCACGGCAAGAUGGGCCGCGCUAACUCCGCCAACGGCAAGAACGGCGACGCCCCCGAGCGCAGCAAGGAGAAGAAGACCAAGUCACGCAAGGGCAGCAAGGAGGAAUCGGGUGCGUCGGCGAGCACGUCUCCGUCGGAAAAGACCACGCCGUCGCCCACGGACAAGGCGGCCGGGGCGUCGCCGGCCGAGAAGGGCGGCGGGCAGCGGGGCGACGCCUGGAAGUACAGCACGGACGUGAAGCUGAGCCUCAACAUCCUGCGCGCCGCCAUGCAGGGCGAGCGCAAGUUCAUCUUCGCCGGCCUGCUGCUCACCAGCCACCGGCACCAGUUCCACGAAGAGAUGAUAGGCUACUACCUGACCAGCGCGCAGGAGCGCUUCAGUGCCGAGCAGGAGCAGCGGCGCCGCGAUGCCGCCGCCGCCGCCGCCUCCACGGCGAAGCGGCCGCCGCGCAGGCCUGAGACCGAGGGCGUGCCGGGCUCCGAGCGCGCCUCGCCAGGCCCGCCGGCCGGGCCGCCCACGCAGCUGGUGCUCAAGCUCAAGGAGCGCCCGAGUCCCGGGCCGGCGGCGGGCACGCGGGCGGCGCGGGCGGCGGCGGGCGGCGCGGCCUCCCCGGGCCCGGGCGGCGGCGGCGCGCGACGCGCUGGCGCCAGCGGACCGCUCCCUGGCCGCAGCCCGCCGGCGCCGGCGCGCCAGAGCGUCAUCCACGUGCAGUCGGCGGGCGCGCGGGACGAGGCAUGCGCGCCGACCGUGGGCGCGCUGCGGCCGUGCGCCACGUACCCGCAGCAGAACCGCUCGCUGUCGUCGCAGAGUUACAGCCCGGCGCGCGCCGCCGCCCUGCGCACCGUCAACACGGUCGAGUCGCUGGCGCGCGCCGUGCCCGGCGCCCUGCCCGGCGUGGCGGGGGCGGCCGGCACCGCCGAGCACAAGUCGCAGACCUACACCAACGGCUUCGGCGCCGCGCGCGACGGCCUGGAGUUCGCCGACGCCGACGCGCCGGCCUCCCGCUCGAACGGUGAGUGCGGCCGCGGCGGCCCGGGGCUGGCUCAGCGGCGCUGCCAGCGCGAGAACUGCGCGUUCUACGGGCGCGCCGAGACCGAGCACUACUGCUCCUACUGCUACCGCGAGGAGCUGCGGCGGCGGCGCGAGGCGCGCGGGGCCCGGCCCUGAGUGCGGCGCGCGCUCCGCCAGCUUUUACCAUAAAGGAUUUCUUUUCCA